GUUAAAACGUGAGGACAGAAGAAAAAGGAGAUAAAACUGUAUUAACCGUCCCACAAGACCAGAGCUCAGAGAGCUGUGAGAGAGACGAGCUAAGUGCUACAAUGGCUGCUACUUUCCAAUACAUGGUUCCACUUACACCUUCUCUAAAACAGGCCAUUUCUUCUCCUAAUCCAUGGAUUUCUCCCAAACCCAUUUCAGAUUCAAUGGCUUCUUUUCCCUUAAACCGACAGAGACCAGAAGUUUCAGUCUCCGUUGCCUUUAAUCCUUCUGGAAAUUAUGACCUCUCUAUGUUUGACGAUGAAGAUGACUCACCAAAAGUUGAACCUCCAAUGCCACCAACUAAAGGGCGAUUCGAAAUAGUUAUUGAUAAUGAUACUAUAACCCGGCUUGACUUGUCUCCAUUUCAAACUGUAAUUGGGAUUACUUCUCCUUCUUCAGCCGAGCCAAGAGAGUUUCUUGAGCGCACAAUUGGCUUCACCAUAAAUUACACAAAGGAAGAUCCAAAUGACCUUAGAGAACUCUCAGAAUUCCCUGACAUAAGACUUUGGUUUUUGAGACUUGAUGCUGCUUAUCCUUGGUUACCAGUCUUGUUGGACUGGCGGGCUGGUGAACUUGCUCGCUAUGCUGCCAUGUUAGUUCCACACCAGAUGAGUAUGAAAAUGGGAGUGGUGUUCAAUCCUGAGGCAUUGGAAUUGUUCAUCUUGAAUAAAGUUUUCAUAGUGUACGCAUGGUUAAAGCAACAUGAUGUACCAAAGCCUAGAUUGAAAACCAGUGACAUGGCUAGGAUGCUUGGAUUUGGAAUUGGUGAUGAACUUUUCGACUUGAUUGAUCAACACCCAGUUUUGAAAUCAUAAACCAGGAAGACUAGAGAUCCAAAUUCAACAUGAGACAAAGAAUCAAGCUCAGAACAUCCCUUGAGAAAUUGUAAAUCAUUUGAAGAAAGGAAGUUAGGCAAAACCCCUUGCUGGUGAGGGUGAGGCUAAACAAUUUCAUGAACAAAAGAGGAGCUAACUGAGGAUUCUUAGUGAAAAGGCAUAGUUGUUUGGCUUUGGAACUUCAACUAAUUAGGACACUCUGGUCUUCAUACCCCACCCCAUGUCUGUAUUUUUAAUUUAUUAAUACUAUUAUUGAAUACAAAAUGGUCAAAAAGACAUUUGGAGUUCAUUGCAACUGUUGAGUAAUAUAAAAUGUUAGGAGAAAUGAAAGACUUCUAGUUUUUGUCA
Molecule: messenger RNA, 1223 nt
Organism: Humulus lupulus (European hop)
Lineage: Eukaryota; Viridiplantae; Streptophyta; Magnoliopsida; Rosales; Cannabaceae
Product: protein CHLORORESPIRATORY REDUCTION 6, chloroplastic
Exons: 4
Coding region: 102-854 (250 amino acids)
Biological process (GO): NAD(P)H dehydrogenase complex assembly
Cellular component (GO): chloroplast
Source: RefSeq, a predicted model, not a curated record